GGGAAGAGGCAGCGCAGCGGGCAGGCAUUGUAGCGGGAAAACCGUGAUCAGUUGAUAAAGUAGAGGAAUUUCUAUGUUUUUAUUUCAGUAGGUUGAUAUACAUUUGCAAGUUGUAACUAAGAGUCAAGCAAAGUUUAGGGUGCCCACUAAGUGUUGAAGAUGAUGUCUGAUGCCAGUGACAUGUUGGCAGCAGCUUUGGAGCAGAUGGAUGGGAUAAUAGCAGGCUCCAAGUCCAUGGACUACUCCAACGGCCUGUUUGACUGCCAGUCACCAACCUCUCCCUUCUUGGGAAGCCUGCGGGCGCUGCACUUGCUGGAGGACCUCCGGGGCGUGCUGGAACUGAUGGACACCGAGGAGAGGGAGGGCCUGCGCUGCCAGAUCCCUGACGCCACCGCAGACAGCCUGGUGGACUGGCUGCAGCAGGGACACCUGAUGUCCAAUGGCCACCACAUUUCCAUGGGUGGUGACCUCUACCAGGAGAGACUGUCUCGACUGGAGGGUGACAAGGAAUCCCUGGUGCUUCAGGUGAGUGUGUUGACAGACCAGGUGGAGGCGCAGGGGGAGAAGAUAAGGGACUUGGACAUGUGUCUGGAUGAACACCGGGAGAAACUGAACGCAACUGAGGAGAUGCUACAACAGGAGCUCCUAUGCAGAACGACUCUAGAGACUCAGAAACUGGAACUAAUGGCUGAGGUGUCGAACUUGAAACUGAAGCUGAACUCAUUUGAGAAGGACAUACUGCACUUUGACUUCAGGGACAGUGAGUACAUGGGUCUGGAGAUUAAUGAGCUGAGGUACAAAGUGACUGAGAUGGAGAGUGAAAGACUACAGUAUGAGAAGAAACUGAAAUCCACUAAGGAGGAGCUGGUGAUGCUGAGGAGGCAGCUGGAGGGAAGGGACAGAGAGGUGAGGAGGUUACACGGCGAUACUGGGUUCAGAGCCAUCACCCCGGGUGGCAUGGACAGUGGAGACAGAGUUCUUCACCCUCCAGAUGUGGAAGUGCAGAGAAUGAAAAAAGCGGUGGAGUCACUGAUGGCAGCCAAUGAGGAGAAGGAUUGUAAGAUUGAGGAGCUGAGGCAGUCGCUGCAGCGCUACAAGAAGGUCCAGGACAUGGUGAUAUCAGUGCAAGAGAAGAAAGACAAAACCAAAGAUGGUGAGAGUGAUGAGAGUAACAGCGACAACUCCCUCUCUGUGAUGUCAACGACAACCACCUCGGUUGCCCUGGAGUCGGAGAGGCACGCGCUAGCUGGAGUCGAGGAAGUAGCAGGGAAGAGCCCAGACGAGCUGGAGACGCACUAUGGAGCUACUGAAGUGCCUUCGCCAACAACCAGCCCUACAGGCCAGUCAGCCUGCGCUCUACAGAGCGUGCCAGAGCUUGACCAAGCUGAACCUGAGAGGUCCCUGCAUGUCCCAAAGUCAGCGAGUCAGGAAAACUUGUAUGUCAGCAACAGUGAAAAGAUUACAUUGGUGAUUGACGAAAAGCCAACAGAGAAUAAGGCGGUGGAGGAAAUCAGUAAGAUCAGCGAGCGCCCGCCCAAGUCUCCCUCUUCAUCUCGCUCAGAGGACGACAGCUUCGGUACCAAGAAGGCUCGCUCAUCCUUUGGCCGAGGCUUCUUCAAGAUCAAGGGGGGCAAGAGGACAGCCAGCGCCCCUAACCUGGCUGAGACCGUGCGAGAGGGGGGCACUGACCAUCUGGACCUGGCCGGGCUACCCCAGAGGUCAGCCAUCAGCGACAGCACCAACACACUGACCAGUGUGACCUCCACUACCUCUCCCGAGGGCAAGAAGAAGUCCAGGGGAAUCAAGGCACUCUUUGGAAAGCUGAGGAGAAGUCAGUCCACCACGUUCAACCUGGAUGACAACCUAUCAGAGCCGGUCGAGUUCAAGAGAGGCGGAGUCCGGGCCACAGCAGGACCCAGACUGGGAUGGUCCCGUGACCUACAGCAAUCACCCAACACUGACUUGGACACCCCGUUUGCCCGCUGGUCCAAGGAGCAGGUGUGUGACUGGCUGCAGGAGCAGGGACUGGGGCUCUACCUGAACAUGGCUCACGUGUGGAUCUCUUCUGGACAGACUCUGCUGCAGGCCUCACAGCAGGAUCUAGAGAGGGAGCUGGGCAUCAAACACCCGCUGCACAGGAAGAAGCUCCAACUGGCCCUGCAGGCUCUGGGCUCUGAGGAGGAUGACAAUAAGGGCAAACUGGACUACAACUGGGUGACCAGGUGGCUGGAUGACAUUGGCCUGCCUCAGUAUAAGACCCAGUUCGAUGAGGGGAGGAUGGACGGCCGCAUGCUGCACUAUAUGACAGUAGAUGACCUGUUGUCUCUGAAGGUGGGCAGUGUGCUCCACCACCUCAGCAUCAAGAGAGCCAUCCAGGUGCUACGCCUCAACAACUACGAGCCCAACUGCCUGCGCCGACGGCCCUCCGAUGAGAACAACAUCACACCAGCAGAGAUCUCCCAGUGGACCAAUCACAGAGUAAUGGAGUGGCUGAGAUCAGUAGACCUGGCGGAGUACGCCCCCAACCUGAGGGGCAGCGGCGUGCACGGGGGACUCAUGGUGCUGGAGCCUCGGUUCAACGUGGAGACCAUGGCCCUGCUGCUGAACAUUCCCCCCAACAAGACCCUGCUGCGGAGGCACCUGGCCACCCACUUCAACCUGCUGGUGGGCUCUGAGGCCCAGGGGCUCAAACAGGAUUGUCUGGAGAACCCCGACUACACCCUGCUUACAGCCACCGCCAAGGUCAAGCUGAGGAAGAUGACGUUUGGGAGCUUUGGCAGCCUGAGAAAGAAGAGGCAGGAUGAGAGUGAGGAGUAUGUCUGCCCCAUGGAUGUGGAGAUGCCAAAGGGACGUAGCUUCCAGAAAGGCUAUGAGCUCUACGAAGACGAUCUGGACCAGCUAGAGCAGAUGGAGGACUCAGAGGGAACUGUGAGGCAGAUUGGAGCCUUCUCUGAGGGCAUCCAAAACUUGACGAGCAUGCUGAAAGAUGAUGAAUUCUUCAAAGAGAUCUCUAACUCUCCCAACCCCAGCGUAACAGAUGACGAUUCCAACGUUUGAGGCCAGCGCCAUGGGACUAGCAGACCAGGAUUGAAAUACUAUUUGGAAUAAUUUAAAAUACUUUAGCUGUGCUUGAUUGAGCUUGCCUUUUGGGAUGGAAUGCAAUAGGAAUAGAAAAGUCCCAAAAGUGGCACUCCAGGCAGGCUAACGCAAACACUCAAAGUAUUUGAAACCAGGUGUGCCACUAGCACACACUGACUCCACCGUACCAUCCAACUCUCCGUAACCCCAACAACUUUCCGUAACCCCCAACAAGCACCAGAUCUCCUUUUAGUAUUUAGGCAUAAUUUUUUUUUUUUUUUUUAUCAGUCCACAUGACAACAGACACAGUCCGUGUCUGUUGUCAUGUGGACUGAUACACUGUUGUUUUUUUAAGGUGCUGUCAACGCUAAAAUACCACCAGCAGGAUUAACAAUUCAACUCGCCCCUGUCUACCCAAUAGCAGGUCAGUUAUCAAUCCUCAUGAAUCCCUACAGAUCUGAUAGAUCCUGCUCUGCCUUACCUCUGAGCUUGUCUACAGCGAGGGACUGUUCCUCAAGCUCAACAGUAAAGGCCUUACAGUAAAGUGGGCUAUCCCCAAAGUAGAGUGCCUACGAGGGGUCGCCCUCCUCUGGGUUGGCUUUUAGCCGAGAGGCACCCCUUCCUACGACUCCUACCAAUGCACUCAGUACCUAUAGUUCGGGUCCCAGGUUCCUUUAUACCAGCUACUCGGGUUCCCUAUGGAAUGAUUAACCAAGAAAAUUAGCUAGAGAUCCUCAAUUAAUCAAGCAUAUUUCAGAAACCUAGAGUAAACAACAUGCAGUUGUAUGACUCUUUGAUGAUGACAGGGUUUUACAACAAUAAAGUGAGUUUAUUCAAACUUCCAGAAACAGGCAUAAAAAAUCCCCAAUCAAUUAUAAGCAAACAUUUACUGUAAAUUAAAUUGAUGGACAACCUUCAGCACCCUUAACUAAAUCCCUGUUGGGGUGUUCCAAUAAAAAAAAAAUUCUGUUACAAUUUUAUGAGAAGCACAGUAUUUAAUAACAAGAAAAACCUUAUACAACUCAACAGUUUUUUGGCUCCCCCCACAGGAUGAUCAGUCCCUCAGAAGGCGUCUAGAAACUCUAACAGCUACUUUACCACACCUCUAUCAACCUUAAGGAAUCCUCCUAGAAUUUUACUUUAACUGGGUAUACCUAAAAUGUAAAUUUAAUAAGUAAACAAAAACAAAUCGAAAUAUAUUGUAGGCUAUAAAGCUACAGCAAAAAUCUUCUUCCAGCAGUCAACACAGGCUUUUCUGGCAAGCUUAAAGAGAGCUCUUCUCUCCCAAAAAAUCAUAGCUCUUUUAUACCAUCCCUUUUUCUUUCUGCUAACUCAUUGUGGUUAACACCUACCCCAAUGACCUCCAGUGGUUAACACCUAAUGUGGCCAUCGUUCAAAAAGGUGCUUUUUCAGCCCCCUUAACUCCCACUUUUUUCUCACCUAAAUUGGAUGUCAAUCCGCUUCACCCCUAAACGUUCUAACCUGGAGAUUUCCAGAUCAAGCUAACAUCCUUAAACACAUUUUUAAACUUCAUUUUUUUUCACAUUACCAUUCCCCACUUGGCACCAUUUUAAUCCCUCUCCAAUUUAACUAAUUACUUCCAUUACCUCUUAAAUAUCCAACAAAUUAGACAUUUAAUCAUUACAUUUCAACAUUAUAGCCUUCCAUUAUCAACCUCCAACAGGCCCUAAGGCCUUGUUCCUCUAAACUUAACAAACAUAGUCUAUAUGCAUCAUACCUUAAAGCAAACAUCACAUUAACUAUUUUACUGGAUUACUUAAAUCACACAUUGUUAACCCUCUUAAUAAAUUAUUCUAAUCACCCUUUAAUCACCUCUGCCACUAUACUUUUCUCCAUGCUUUCAAACUUUAACAUUUAACAUAUUUAACCUUUAAUCAUCAAUUAAUUUAUUUUACUUAUUUUUCUUAUUUUCCUUAGUCAAUGUCAAUAUUCAUUCUGGUGUGUGUGUAAACGAAACUUCUUGAGUGUGGGCAAAUGCAAAUGUUUCUCUAAAAUGUCAGAGAACUGGGCCUUAGCCAACUACUAUUGACAGUACAAGUCCAUUUUAACUGUCCUAUUUGGAGAGGAAUUAUUUCAGAGCAAUAUGCCACCAUAAUUUGCCUACCAGCUGGAUACUGGAGACAUUUGUACUCAUUGUUUUUAUACUAGCCAUCUUUCUGUGGAAUUUAAAUAUUAAAGUGAGCCAUAUCAAUAUCUGAUAAACCCUUUUUUUACGUUAAGAUGUAAUGUAGGGCUUUUGCAAAGUCUAAUAUGUCAUUUUAAAGAAUAUGUUUGUUAAAAAGCCAGAGUCACUGUCGGAGGAAGGGGGAAAAAAUGUAUAUGCUGUGCAGUUUUGCCCAAGUUAAAUGAAUGCCCCAAGACAGCUGCUAUGGUUUACACAGAAAACCAGACUAUUUCAGCGGCAACAUUUUUAUUCUUUCAACACAUCGCGCCAUAUCCGAGAGACUCCCAGUAAUGGUGUUUAUUUGAAUGCAUUUGCACCUAUAAUGUACAGUUCAAAGAACAUAAUUCCUUUUUGAAGUGUCAUUGCAUGUUAUUGAAGCCUUUCUUGCCGCCAGAAUGUUGUACACCUGCUAACGGAAUAUGUAUUUCUUGUUUAUUAUAAUUUGUACUGAGAACUAUUCAUAAAUAUUGCCAGAUAGCAUAGUUAUUUUGAGAAUACCGUAGCUAGCCUGGGUGCCAGUCUGUUUCUGCUCUCUUGCCAACUCCUUAUUGGAUUGGCAAGAGAACAGAAAGUGACUGACACUCAGGCUGUUGUAGCAUGUUCAAAGAGUUGAGCGAUAAAGCAAUGACACUGUUAUGCAACACCCUAACCACAUGAGGAUAAAGUUUGUACUGUGUACUGGUUGAGUUUUUACCCAUUUCUAGGGUCAAUAAAUUCAUUUAAACUGUCUAAUUUCUCAAGUAGGAUUGGAAAUUUAGAAAAUAAAGCAUAUAGGUUUGUUUUGCAAUGCAGAUUCAUUACCAUUUAAAAGCCUUUACCUCCA
This is a messenger RNA of Salvelinus namaycush (lake trout), 6086 nucleotides long. Its product is annotated as liprin-beta-1-like. The coding region runs from base 160 to 3057 and encodes 965 amino acids. Gene Ontology annotation, cellular component: presynaptic active zone. Lineage: Eukaryota; Metazoa; Chordata; Actinopteri; Salmoniformes; Salmonidae. Gene Ontology annotation, molecular function: protein binding. Gene Ontology annotation, biological process: neuromuscular junction development. The transcript is spliced from 26 exons. The record is from RefSeq and is a predicted model, not a curated record.